GCUUCCGUCAGUGUCACGAAGAACUAUCGAUUCGAUUUCCUGACCGCCACAACAACAACUACCACCAUCACAGACUCCAGACCGCGAGUAGUAGUUCUUCAUCAAGCACCGCCGUAUCAACAUCACCGCCGACCCUUCACCACCAAAACAGAAAUCACCACCGCCCUCACAACCGCCACAAUGUCCGACAUUCCAAACGCCAUGCCCUCCAUGGUCAUCCUCUCGACCUCCAUGAUCUCGCUCAUCACCGGCUUUGUGCUCGGCGUCUACGCCAUCCGCGGCUACCUGAUCCCGCCCGAGCUGAAGGAGGAGCGGCGCCGCAACUUUCAGGACCCCGUCGAGAGCGAGGAGUCCGAGGUGGACGAGGACGAUUACAUACUAGACCACGCGCCCAACUGGGCCAACGGACUCGAGGCCGAUCAGCGCCAGGGCUUGCGCGCGCGCGGUGCUGCUGCCGCUGAGGAGAAGAAAAAGAAGAAGAAGCAGCAGGACAAGGCGGCGCCCAAGUUGGGACUGGAUCCGACUGAGGAGUGCAAGUUGGUGUUGGUUGUGAGGACGGAUUUGGGAAUGACCAAGGGCAAAAUCGCAGCUCAAUGCUCCCACGCCACCCUCGCCUGCUACAAGCGCCUUUUCUCUGCCGCCCAGCUCGAGCCCCUGUCGCUGUCGGCCCGCCUGCUCCGUCAGUGGGAGCGCAACGGUCAAGCCAAGAUCGCCGUGCAGACCAAGACCGAGGAUGAGAUGCUGGAGCUGAUGGCCAAGGCACGCAGCUUGGGCGUCACUGCUGAGGUGAUUCAGGAUGCUGGCCGUACGCAGAUUGCCUCUGGGUCCAGGACUGUGCUGGGCGUUGGUCCGGCGCCUAAGAGCUUGGUUGAUGAGAUCACUGGUCACUUGAAGUUGCUGUAA
Neurospora tetrasperma FGSC 2508 is the source of this 903-nucleotide messenger RNA. RefSeq lists its product as uncharacterized. Gene Ontology annotation, molecular function: peptidyl-tRNA hydrolase activity. The transcript is spliced from 2 exons. The record is from RefSeq and is a predicted model, not a curated record. NCBI's taxonomy places the organism in Eukaryota, Fungi, Ascomycota, Sordariomycetes, Sordariales, Sordariaceae. The coding region runs from base 181 to 903 and encodes 240 amino acids. Gene Ontology annotation, cellular component: mitochondrion; cytosol.